Brachypodium distachyon (stiff brome) is the source of this 1762-nucleotide messenger RNA. RefSeq names its product protein transport protein sec31. The record is from RefSeq and is a predicted model, not a curated record. The transcript has a single exon. The coding region runs from base 131 to 1294 and encodes 387 amino acids. NCBI's taxonomy places the organism in Eukaryota, Viridiplantae, Streptophyta, Magnoliopsida, Poales, Poaceae.
AUUGCUGGACGCACCCACACCGCAACCCCACAAGCACCAAAGGCCUCCCGUUCCAUCUUCCCCUCUCCCCGGUCAAAUCUCAAAUCCCCUGCUCUCUCUCGCAUAGUGUCCCCCCAACGGCGGCGAGCCCAUGGAUCCGUCUCCGUCCGAAGCGGCGCGGCGCUCCGCCGAGCGGUGGAUGGGCGUGGCGGAGAAGCUCCUGAUGGCGCGCGACGUCGAGGGCUGCAAGCAGUUCGUCUCGCAGGCCCUCGCCGACGACCCGCGCGCCCCCGGCGCCGACGACCUGGCCGCCGCCGCCGACGUCCUCCUCGCCGCCCAGCGCCGGCGCCUUCCCUCCGGAUUCCCCGACCCUUACGCCGUCCUCGGCCUCGACUCCGCGCUCCCCGCCUCCCGCGACCCCGACGUCGUCCACUCCCACUACCGCCGCCUCUCCUUGCUCCUCAACCGCUCCCACCCCGACCGCCCCUGCUCGCUCGCCUUCUCCGACGCCGCCCGCCUCGUCGCCGACGCCUGGGCCUUUCUCUCGGAUCCUCUCCGCAAAGCCUCCCUCGACUCCGACAUCAAUGCCGCCGCUAACGCGGCUGCAGCCGCGAAAGCCGCUGCCGCUCGCCCGCCCACGCCCUCUCCAGAGAAGCCGCAGCCUCAGUCGGAUCCACCACCGCCUCCACAAGCAGCCUCGUCACCGCCUGCUCGCCAGCCACGGCAGCCGGCUACGGCAUCGCCGCCGUCAAAGCGCGGUCGGCCGCCUCGCGCCGCCAAGCCACAGCCGCCGCCGGAGAGGGAGCAGGAGGCGGAGCCGCCGCAUGCGCGGACAUUCUGGACGGCCUGCCCGUCCUGCUGCCACGUGCACCAGUACGACCACUCCUACGAGGGACGCACGGUGCUUUGCCCAAGCUGCAGGCGGCCGUUCUUUGCGGCGGCAAUGCCUACACCGCCGCCCAUCGUGCCAGGCACCGACAUGUACUUUUGCUCAUGGGGGUUCUUCCCCAUGGGGUUCCCCGGAGGCCCUGCGUUCCCAGGACCAGUCAAUUCCCCGACACAGCAGGCGCCAGCCGCUCUGGGAUUUUAUCCAAUGGGGCCAUACUUGCCGCUACCAGGUCAAGGUGGCGUUGUGGAAGCCAAUGUGGCUGGUGGCGCCAGCAAUGGCACUGCCACCAGUGCCACAGUGACAGCGCCACUGCCGGCAACAGCAGCAUCAUUGCCAGUAAAAUCCACGGAUUUAAAGGUUGGGGCAAGGAAGCGAGGGCGGCCGAAAGGCAGCAAGAACAAGAAUGCGGUGAUUGAGAUCAAUUAGAAUUAGGACCUCCACAACGAUGGGGUGUGGAAUUUGGUUCAUUGACAACGCGACUGGACAGUGGCCACCGUCAUGGCAUUAUCUGUUGUAAACUAAUGGUCAUUGGAGCCUCUAGUUUGCCGAUGAUGGGAGCGCAAUGAGGUACUGGAGGAUUGGGAGUUCUCCACACACAUCAAUUUUGGUGAUGAAUAAUUUUCCUUCCUCCCUCAGGAAAGUUUAGCAUAGUUGUUCUGUUGAGCCCUGUAGAUUUCUUUGCAUUGUCGAUUAGAUUGUAAAUGUUGUUUGCUGUCUAGACUCUAGAUGCACGACAUGCCCCUGCAAAAGCCAGAAAUGCUGUUGUAACUUGUAAGAUUAUCAAAUGGAUAAUCCCCUUGUGAAAUUUACAUCAGAAAUAUCAGCUGUUCUAGGCUUUGUACUAUAUCUCAUUGCAGAGUGUACAUUUGGAAUGAAAUUAAGUAAUUAACUCAA